Molecule: messenger RNA, 786 nt
Organism: Alternaria incomplexa
Lineage: Eukaryota; Fungi; Ascomycota; Dothideomycetes; Pleosporales; Pleosporaceae
Exons: 1
Coding region: 1-786 (261 amino acids)
Source: RefSeq, a predicted model, not a curated record
AUGAACACCCACGAUAGCGAUGGACUGCCACAGCAGCCUCCAACUACUCCAGCAGCACAUGCACCAGAAAAUGGAGAAGCAGACUAUGCCAUCGCCGCCUGGCGCCGAUAUGCUCACCUAUACGCCCCCUUGAUUGCUAGCCCUUUUGCUGUUUUCUUGUCACCAGUCAUCGCUCAGGCCACUGGCUUUACGACCGGCGGGAACAGUCUGCCACUUGUAGUGUCUUUCGCCCUACCGACGUACCUCGUAGCAUCCUCCCUCUACCCGUCGAACCGACCCGAACCUACUCCGAAGCAAUCCAUCCGAUUCACACGCAAGAACGACCUCUACCGCGCAGGCGUUAUCGCAACCUACGGGCGGCUAUUCGGUACACCACCAAACGUCAUACAAUACUUAGUAGACAUACUCGGCAGCUAUGGCGCCGACCAAUUGAUUGGGGAACGUCCUGUGGGUACAACACAAAGGCGUUCGGAAUUUCUGAUCGCUCUGACGUGGAUACUUGGUAGCUGGUUCGUCCGCUUCUUCGUAUCCUUCGAUACACCUAUGUUGCAACAAGUCGUUCCUCUUGUCGAUCGUACCCUCAAUCUUACGGCAUAUGUUGCGUUGGUUGACGAUGUGGUCGGUGUGUUGACGCGACCGAAUCUUCGCACCCGGAAAGGAAAAGCCACCCUCAUCGCGACCCAGGCGUUCACGAUAUCGGCGUGCGUGUUUCUGUUCAUGAGAUGGGCAAAGGGGUUAGCUGAAGGGGAAGUCAGUCCCUACACCGUAUCAGCAACAGAGCUGUAA